This is a messenger RNA of Ricinus communis (castor bean), 1034 nucleotides long. RefSeq lists its product as uncharacterized. The transcript has a single exon. Lineage: Eukaryota; Viridiplantae; Streptophyta; Magnoliopsida; Malpighiales; Euphorbiaceae. The record is from RefSeq and is a predicted model, not a curated record. Bases 118 to 837 code for a protein of 239 amino acids.
AACAUAAACUGAACCAUUCAGAUACUAAAGCUUCAAGUCUUAGAAAUUUUAUUCCAUGAUAGCAACUAAUCCUUGCUUAGCUUAAGCUCCACUCAUCUACUGUAUUUGUAUUGUGAUAUGUCCUAUCCUCAUAACCCAGCCAGCUCAAAUAAAAUGCUUGCAAGUAGCUCAAACCUUCCAAGGAAAACCCUGAAAAUCAAGAAACAAAAUGAUGACAAGUUGUUCUCAAAGCAACUAACAAGCCAAAAGGGUAUGAUCUCCAUGGCCAAGCCCAAGUUCUCCAUAGAAGAUUAUCAUGGAGGGUCUGCUGUUGCAGUUCCAUUCACUUGGGAAUCUCAACCAGGCACUCCUAAGAUUAACCAUUUUAGGGAAAACCCUCUUCCUCCUCUAACUCCACCACCUUCCUACUUCUAUAACAGCAGUCCCAAACCAAAACCCAAAACCAGAAAGCACUCCAGACCUAAUAAUCUCUUCAACUCUAUCUUCCCCAAGCGUACAGCUUCUACAAGAAAAACAGCCUUCCCUGCUUCUCCUGCUUCCUCUUCUAAUUCUUCAUCUACUUCUUCUUCUUCUUUCUCGUCGAGGAUCGCAUCAACAUCUUAUUCUGUUCCAUCUUCACCAGUAACAGUUUCAAGGGGUCGAAUUCGCUGUGGGAUAUCCAGUCCCAGAAAAUCUUUUGAGUCAUCGAGAAUGGUGCAACAGCAGGAUGAGGAUCAUGAACACGAAUGUGAAUCUCCUGUUUCGACGUUGUGCUUCGGGAAUGGCGGCCGCGGAGCCAGUGCUAGGUCUCGGGGUUUCUAUGCAUCCAUGAUCAAGGUAUUGCUUAGAGAUGUUUAAUGGUCAGAAGUUCAUAAUGUAAUAUAAUUUUGUUGAACUUUUUCCAUGUAUCAAUGAACUGGUUCUUGAUGAUCAGCUCAGCUGUUACCAGCUGAUGAAACAAGUGGCUUGCUUAUAUUAAUUGUUUCUUGAAUGAAUGAAAUUUUAUCAUUUUUCUUUUUACUUUAUUUUUUCUAAAGUUACUUUCUUCCAAGAAA